Populus nigra (black poplar) is the source of this 1405-nucleotide messenger RNA. RefSeq names its product serine/threonine-protein kinase SAPK2-like. NCBI's taxonomy places the organism in Eukaryota, Viridiplantae, Streptophyta, Magnoliopsida, Malpighiales, Salicaceae. The coding region runs from base 75 to 1091 and encodes 338 amino acids. The transcript has 9 exons. Gene Ontology annotation, biological process: intracellular signal transduction; protein phosphorylation. Gene Ontology annotation, molecular function: ATP binding; protein serine/threonine kinase activity. The record is from RefSeq and is a predicted model, not a curated record.
CAAGUUUAUAGAUAGGGGAGUGGAGAAGUGAGACUCAAUAUAACUAAAUAAAUUUUUCAUUGUUUUUGGUAGCUAUGGAUCGUUAUGAGAUCAUGAAGAAUAUUGGGUCUGGAAAUUUUGGGGUGACCAAGCUGGUUAGAGAUAGAUGUACCCAAGAAUUCUUUGCUGUUAAGUUUUUUGAGAGAGGCGAAAAGAUUGAUGAACAUGUGAAAAGGGAAAUUAUGAAUCAUAGGUCAUUGAAGCAUCCCAAUAUAGUUAGAUUUAAAGAGGUUUUGCUAACUCCAACCCAUUUAGCUAUUGUGAUGGAGUAUGCUGCAGGAGGAGAACUCUUUGAGAGGAUAUGCAGUUCUGGUAAAUUUAGUGAAGAUGAGGCAAGGUUUUUCUUCCAGCAAUUGAUAUCCGGAGUAAGUUACUGUCAUUCAAUGCAAAUUUGCCACAGAGAUCUUAAGCUUGAAAAUACACUCCUAGAUGGAAACACAGUACCGCGUGUCAAGAUAUGCGACUUCGGGUAUUCAAAGUCAGCUGUGUUGCAUUCUCAGCCAAAAUCUACUGUGGGCACCCCAGCUUACAUUGCCCCAGAAGUACUAUCAAAAAAGGAAUAUGAUGGGAAGAUUGCAGAUGUAUGGUCCUGUGGGGUUACCCUCUAUGUAAUGCUUGUUGGGGCAUACCCCUUUGAAGACCCUGAUGGUCCAAAGAACUUCAGAAAGACAAUUGGGAGGAUACUCAGUGUCCACUAUUCAAUUCCGGAUUAUGUUCGUGUUUCUAUGGAGUGCAAGCAUCUUUUAACUCGAAUAUUUGUGGCUGACCCUGAAAAGAGGAUUACUAUUCCAGAAAUAAAAAACCAUCCAUGGUUCUUAAAGAACUUGCCUAUAGAGCUGAUGGAAGGAGGAAGCUGGCAAAGCAAUGAUGUCAACAACCCAUCCCAAAGCGUUGAAGAAGUCCUGUCGAUAAUACAGGAGGCAAGCAAACCUGUCUUCCUGUCAAAGGGUGAAGAGCAUUUGCUUGGAAGCAGCAUGGAUCUUGAUGACUUAGAUGCUGACGCAGACCUUGAAGAUAUCGAGACAAGUGGUGAUUUCGUGUGCCCAUUAUGAGCUGAAGCUGUGUACAUAAAUUGUCAACUUUCCUGCGGUAUUGUUCAAUGAUUGUGAGCGCCAGAUUGUUUCUGGUGAACUCUUUACACUGUGAUCCUUGUUUGGCCAUGUGGCAUACGGAUGCCCUUUUGUAGAUCCCCUAAGUUUCUUUGUUGUUCAAUAUAUUACAAUAACAUUUUCCUUCGCGUUGGUUCUUAAUAUUCGCUUAUUCAUGUAAAGUGACCUGAGAUAAAUUAUUUUGUAAGGUGAUGUGUGUGGCAAAGUUUAAACAUCACGGAUACUUCUAGAACAAGAUUGCUUGCUCUUUUCUUUAA